Messenger RNA from Triplophysa dalaica, 6432 nucleotides. Its product is annotated as scavenger receptor cysteine-rich type 1 protein M130-like. The transcript is spliced from 37 exons. The record is from RefSeq and is a predicted model, not a curated record. The coding region runs from base 80 to 6052 and encodes 1990 amino acids. Gene Ontology annotation, cellular component: membrane. NCBI's taxonomy places the organism in Eukaryota, Metazoa, Chordata, Actinopteri, Cypriniformes, Nemacheilidae.
CAGUCUAUAAGGGAACAGUGAAGAACUAAACACGGACUUCUCAUUUUUCUCAAUCAGACUGUGUGUACAGUAGAGGAUUAUGGAGAUCUGUCUUACACUCAUUUUACUGUCCUCUGUAGUAAUGACCAUCACUGCUUUUUCAUAUGAAUCAGAUGUGAAUGUGAGGUUGGUGAAUGGUGACAGUCGUUGUUCUGGUAGAGUGGAGGUUUUUCAUGAUGGUCAGUGGGGAACAGUGUGUGAUGAUCACUUCGAUCUGACAGAUGCUGAUGUAGUUUGCAGAGAGUUGGGUUGUGGACAGGCUGUUGAUGUUGCUCGAUUUGGACAAGGCUCAGGACAGAUCUUGAUGGAUGGGGUGAGCUGUAGUGGAUCAGAGUUCACACUGAAGAACUGUACAUCAAGAGGGUGGGUUAAUCAAAACAGUGUUCAUGCUGAAGAUGCAGGAGUCAUCUGCUCAGAAACCUCAACCUACGGAAGGUUUGCGAGACUUGCUGAUGGACCUCAUCUGUGUUCUGGAAGAGUUGAGUUGCUUCGUGGAGACACCUGGAUGUCAGUAUGUGAUGCUGCGUUUGAUGAUCAGGAUGCAGAGGUUGUGUGUAGAGAGCUGAACUGUGGGGUUCCUGUACAGCGGCUGGGAGCAGAUGUUUUUGGUGAAGGAGAGGGACACGUGUGGACCCAAGACAUUCAAUGUAGAGGAAACGAAUCACACAUUCGAUCAUGUUCAUCCUCAGCUUUAACUAAAACAACCUGCUCCCAUGACAAAGAUCUAGGACUGACAUGUUCUGGUUUUUCUGACUUCAGAAUGGUGAACGGCUCUGAUAUCUGUUCUGGUCGAGUUGAGCGUCAAUAUUUCAGUAAAUGGGGAACAGUGUGUGAUGGGUGCAUGAAUAUGAGAGCUGCCAGUGUUGUCUGUAGACAGCUGAAUUGUGGGAUUGCUUUGUCUGUUGUGGGAGUGGACUGGUUUGGAGAGGGAUCUGGUGAAAUCUGGGCUGAUGUGUUUGAUUGUCAGGGGAAUGAAACACAACUCUCACAAUGUUCAGUCUCUUCAUGGAGUCGAGCUGAAUACUCUCAUAAACAAGAUGUUGGAGUCAUUUGUUCUAAUUCAUCUUUGGGUCAUAAUGAAACAAUGCUGUUGUCUGGAGAGAGAGAGUGUGAGGAGACAGUCACCUUCCAUGGUGAGAGGUCGACCAGGCUUGUGGGUUCCGGUGGAGUUUGUGCAGGGAGGCUGGAGGUUUUUCACAAAGGCUCAUGGGGGACAGUGUGUGAUGACUCCUGGGAUAUUAAAGAUGCUCAUGUGGUGUGCAGACAGCUGCAGUGUGGAGUGGCUCUCAGUGAUCAGCCAGUACCAGCCUGGUUUGGUCCUGGUUCUGGACCCAUAUGGCUGGAUGAUGUGAACUGUGAGGGGAAUGAGACGUCUCUGUGGAACUGCUCUUCACUGGUCUGGGGAGAUCAUGACUGUAACCACAAGGAGGAUGUAGGAGUCGUGUGCUCAGAGUUUAAAGAGAUCAGGUUAAGUGAAGGCUGUGAAGGGAAUGUGGAGGUUUUCUACAAUGGAUCCUGGGGUAAUGUUUGCUGGAAUCAGAUGAACAGAGACACAGCGAGUCUGAUCUGUCAAGAGCUCAACUGUGGAAGAUCUGCCAGUGAACCCAGUUCUUCAGAUGGACUGAGGUCUUGGAAUUGGUUGGAUGAACUUAAAUGUAGAUCACAUGACUCCACCUUAUGGGAGUGUCCAUCUAAAGCCUGGGGACAGAAUAAAUGUGAAGGUGAAGCGGCCAAAUUUAACUGCUCUGUCAGAGAAGAGGCGGUUCAUGAUGUUCCCCGGAGUCGUCUGACAUGUUCUACCUCACCAUCACCUCAUCAGAGACAAUGUUCAAGUCAUAUUCCUCUCAGACUGAGUGGAGGUAAAGGCAGGUGUUCUGGGAGGCUGGAGGUGUAUCAUAACUCUGAGUGGGGUUCAGUCUGUGAUGAUCUGUGGGACAUCAGAGAUGCUCAGGUGGUCUGCAGGCAGCUGGGUUGUGGAGCAGCAUUGAGUGCUGAUGGGAAUGAAGCGUUUGGUGCUGGUGAAGCUGUUGUGUGGCUGAACAGAGUCGAGUGCAGAGGGACUGAGAUUUACCUGUGGGACUGUCCUCACGUCCUGAAAAACCACACUGACUGCUCACAUAAAGAACAUGUUGAACUCAUCUGUACAGAUUUGUCUGUGUCCACAACUCCUGCUACAACAACAGCAACAACAACAACAACAUUUUUAUCUCAGACUAACAAGAGCCCAGUGACUUCUCAAACUCCUCCAUCAGAGUCUCUCUUCAUUCCUCCAGUGGUUGUGAUUGUUCUGGGAGUUUUGCUCUUACUGCUCUUAGUGCCGCUGCUGAUACUGAUUAAACACAACAGAGUGAUGAGGAGAGCUCUCUCUAAGAGGAGACACUGGACUCAGACUGAAGCAGUUUAUGAAGAAAUUGAGCCCAGACACAAAAACAGACACAAACACUUUAGUCAGAGAGGGAGUCUCAUCUCUGAAGAACAGUAUUCUGGGUAUGAAGAUGUCGAAGAUGACUUCCUCUCAGAUAAAAAAUAUAAUAUUGAAUAUUAUGAUGAUGUCAUCAGUGACGGUGACCCAAAAGAAGAGAUGGUGAAAAAAGUCCAAGCAGAAUACUAUGAUGAUGUCAUCACUGAUGGAUUAAAAGCAGACAGUGAGACAGAAAACACUGUUGAGAAUUAUGAUGAUGUCAUCAACACAGGACAGAACUCUGAUCUUGAAAAAGACACACUAGAUAAUUAUGAUGACGUCAUUAACGGACAGAACUUUCAAGAUCUCAUAGGAGUCCACGAGGAGUAUGAUGAUGUGAAGAAUGACAGAGAAGAUGUGACAAACGUGUUAGACUAUUAUGAUGUGGGGGAGGAGUCACACAAUGUGGGACAGGCUACAUGGGCGCAUGAUGGCAGUAGACGGUGUUCGUCUCCUCUGUACAUGGAGGGAGGAGUCUCGUACAUCAGCGCUGACGUUCUGCUGAUAUUAAUGACCAUCGCUGCUGAUGUGAAUGUGAGGUUGGUGAAUGGUGACAGUUCUUGUGCUGGUAGAGUGGAGGUUCUUCAUGAUGGUCAGUGGGGAACAGUGUGUGAUUUGGAUCACUGGAAUCAAUGGGAUCUGACAGAUGCUGCAGUGGUGUGUAGAGAGCUGGGCUGUGGAGAUGCUGUUGAUGUUGCUCGCUUUGGACCAGGAUCAGAACCAAUAAAAAUGGCUUAUGUGCAGUGUAGUGGCUCAGAGUCCACACUGAAGAACUGCAAAUUUCUGAACGGGGCUAUACAGCUCUGUUCUCAUGCUGCUGAUGUUGGAGUCACCUGCUCAGGUGUCACACAAUAUGUUAGGUCAAGCCUAGUUGCUGGUUCUCAUUUGUGCUCUGGAAGAGUAGAGAUGUAUUAUGGAGGAAGAUGGGGCACGGUGUGUGAUGCUGCGUUUGAUGAUCAGGAUGCAGAGGUUGUGUGUAGAGAGCUGAACUGUGGGGUUCCUGUACAGCGGCUGGGAGCAGAUGCUUUUGGUGAAGGAGAGGGACACGUGUGGACACAAGACAUUCAAUGUAGAGGAAAUGAGUUGUCCAUUCUACACUGUUCAUCAACACCUUCACAUUAUGAUAACUCCAACCACGAUAAUGACGUGGGACUGAUAUGUUUGGGUUACACUGACUUCAGACUAGUGAACGGUUCUGAUUUCUGUUCUGGUCGAGUAGAAAGUCGGUAUUUGACUGAGUGGAGAACAGUGUGUGAUGGGUGCAUGAAUAUCAGAGCUGCCAGUGUUGUCUGUAGACAGCUGAAUUGUGGGAUUGCUUUGUCUGUUGUGGAAGUGGACUGGUUUGGAGAGGGAUCUGGUGAAAUCUGGGCUGAUGUGUUUGAUUGUCAGGGGAAUGAAACACAACUCUCACAAUGUUCAAUCUCUUCAUGGAGUCGAGCUGAAUACUCUCAUAAACAAGAUGUUGGAGUCAUUUGUUCUCAUUCCUCUCUGUCUCUUCAUGAUGGUGGUGUGAGGAUGUCUGGAGAGAGAGAGUGUGAGGGGGAGCUGGAAGUUUACAUUGAUCAGGUCUGGAGGAGAGUUCUGCUGGACUCAUGGAGUGUCACUGAAUCCUCUGUGGUCUGCAGACAGCUGGGCUGUGGCUCUGUGCUGAACUUCUCUGGCUCCUCUUCAUCCAGUGCUGAACACAGUCAUGAGUGUGUGAUGGGCUUCAAGUGCUCUGGGACUGAACAUCAUCUGAGGAACUGCAUCAGCUCUACUCAAACUCUCAACUGCAGCUCCACACAACACCUGUCAAUCACCUGCCUUGGUGAGAGGUCGAUCAGGUUGGUGGGAUCUGGUGGAGAUUGUGCAGGGAGGCUGGAGGUUUUUCACAAAGGCUCAUGGGGGACAGUGUGUGAUGACUCCUGGGAUAUUAAAGAUGCUCAUGUGGUGUGCAGACAGCUGCAGUGUGGAGUGGCUCUCAGUGAUCAGCCAGUACCAGCCUGGUUUGGUCCUGGUUCUGGACCCAUAUGGCUGGAUGAUGUGAACUGUGAGGGGAAUGAGACGUCUCUGUGGAACUGCUCUUCACGGGUCUGGGGAGAUCAUGACUGUAACCACAAGGAGGAUGUAGGAGUCGUGUGCUCAGAGUUUAAAGAGAUCAGGUUAAGUGAAGGCUGUAAAGGGAAUGUGGAGGUUUUCUACAAUGGAUCCUGGGGUAAUGUUUGCUACAAUCAGAUGGACAGAAACACAGCGAGUCUGAUCUGUCAAGAACUGAACUGUGGAAGAUCUGCCAGUGAACCCAGUUUUACAGAUGGACUGAGGUCUCAGAAUUGGCUGGACUAUUUCAAAUGUAGAUCACAUGACACCACUUUAUGGCAGAGUCCAUCUAAAGCUUGGGCACAGAAUAAUUGUGAAGGCGAAGCAGCCAAAUUUGACUGCUCUGUCAGAGAAGAGGUGGUUCAUGAUGUUCCCCGGAGUCGUCUGACAUGUUCUACCUCACCAUCACCUCACCAGAGACAAUGUUCAAGUCAUGUUCCUCUCAGACUGAGUGGAGGUAAAGGCAGGUGUUCUGGGAGGCUGGAGGUGUAUUAUAACUCUGAGUGGGGUUCAGUCUGUGAUGAUCUGUGGGACAUCAGAGAUGCUCAGGUGGUCUGCAGGCAGCUGGGUUGUGGAGCAGCAUUGAGUGCUGAUGGGAAUGAAGCGUUUGGUGCUGGUGAAGGUGUUGUGUGGCUGAACAGAGUCGAGUGCAGAGGGACUGAGAUUCACCUGUGGGACUGUCCUCACGUCCUGAAAAAACACACUGACUGCUCACACAAAGAACAUGUUGAACUCAUCUGUGCAGAUUUGUCUGCACCCACAACUUCAGCCGCAACAACAACAACAGCUUCUCAUUCAGUUUCUCAGACUAUCAGAAGUCCAGUUUCCUCAACAUUGGUGACUCGAGCACAGACUCUUCCAUCCUCUUCCACUCUUUUCAUUUCUCCAGUGGUUGUGAUUGUUCUGGGAGUUUUGCUCUUACUGCUCUUAGUUUUGCUUUUACUCCUCUUGGUGUCACUGCUGAUGCUGAUUCAGCACAAUCGAUUGAUGAGGAAAGGAACGGAGGUUCACACUUCAUAUACAGAUCUCUUCAAGAGGAUACACUGGACUCAGACUGAUGCAUUUUAUGAAGAGAUUGAUCACAGACACACAAACCGACUAAAUCACGUUGCUGAGAGAGGGAGUCUAAUCUCUGAAGAACAGCAUUCUGGGUAUGAAGAUGCUGAGAAGCUUCUCUCGGUACAAGAAGAAAAGACUGAAUAUUAUGAUGAUGUCACCAAUCGCAGUGACCUGAGAGAAGAGAUGGUGAAAAAAGCUGAAUACUAUGAUGUCAUUACCGAAGGACUGAAAACAUACAGUGAGACAGAAGACAAUCUUGAGAUGUAUGAUGAUGUCAUAUCCACAGGACAGAACUCUAGUCCUCAAAGUGGAGGAGUUCAGGAGGAUGAUGAUGUGAAGAAUGUCUGUGAAGAUGUGAGAAUCCUGUUAGCAGAUGACAUGGGGGAGGAGCCAAACAAAGUGGGAGGAGCUGUAUGACUCACUAAGCCCACCAUCUGCCUAAUAUACGAAAUAAUAUUACAACUUAUAUAAUUGCUGCUAAAGCUACAGUGCCAUAUGUUUUAAUCAUAUUUCAAACAUUGUUUAUUCAUUUUAAAGUCACAUGCUUUGCUAUUUGUAUUAAAAAUAAUUCUAUAUUAGUCAAAGUAUUUUCCGAAUGCUGAGCAAAAAAUGCUGAGGAUUUGAGCCUUAAUGCUGCUGAAAUACGUCUUACUGCUGCUGAAUCUCCUGCCGCAAAAUCGGGUUGAAUCUUUUUUGCCAUCAUAAACUGUGCAUCAAUGAUUAAAACAUCUAAUGGUAAAUUUGUGUGUACUUGAAGAUCUUCCUAAAUGACAAAAUAAAAUUAAGCACAGACUUCA